AUGCCCGAAACGACUGGAUGUGCAAACGGACUCUGGGGAGCCAUGGCGACCAAACGCUUAACGUUCCACGUUUCCACUCGUCCACAAUUCCGUAAUCACUCAUCAGUUUCCUUCCACCGUUUCUUUCCCGAUCCACGAUCAGCUGAUUUCUUCGACGAAAAAAAAACAACAAUCUUUACGAUCGAUGGCCGAAGGUCAUCCAUCCAUCGACUGUGUUCGUGA
This is a messenger RNA of Necator americanus (New World hookworm), 222 nucleotides long. RefSeq lists its product as uncharacterized. Lineage: Eukaryota; Metazoa; Nematoda; Chromadorea; Rhabditida; Ancylostomatidae. Bases 1 to 222 code for a protein of 73 amino acids. The transcript has 2 exons. The record is from RefSeq and is a predicted model, not a curated record.